AUGCCGCCGAGCAGAAAGCGAAAGGCCGCCGAGCAUGGGCGGAGCGACAUUAAAAGAUCUCUUUUCUCAGGCAGGAGGAAUCAUUCUGUGCGUUCUUCAGAAAACGUGGUUGAGAGUGACGACUGCGCUCCUCGCAGCCAGACUGAGCCCAAAGACUUUGACUACGGCUCGCCACUUCCACGUGGCCAGAUAAGACUGCUCAAGCUCCGAAAAGGCAGCAAGGGCGACUCAAUCAUAUGUGACAUGCAUACUAGGGUAGCCCAUGAUGUGGAUUAUUACGCACUAUCCUACGCAUGGGGUAGCCCGAUCAUGGACCGAUCAAUUCUUUGCAACGGCCGGUAUCUCUCCAUUACCUCUAACUUACAUACCAUCCUCUGGCAUCUCCGUGAGACGCACACUGACGCCUAUCUAUGGAUCGAUGCCAUUUGCAUAAACCAGACAGAUACGCAAGAGAAGACAGCCCAGGUCCGUAUGAUGUCUGUAAUCUAUCGCAAUGCGCGUAUGGUCAUCGUCUGGCUGAGCGAAGGUGUUCCAUCCACGGCUGCUGGCAUCGAGCUUCUGUCACUGCUCUGCAACAUCUUCCCCUCUGGCAAUGGAGAGGACAUUAGGAAUCUCUACCUCGACUUUCCUUCGCUUCCAAAUCCAACAGACUCUGCCUCUUUCGUGGCAUUGGGCCUACCUGACACGACACCGGACUCCGAACCUUGGCAAGCUGUGGGUAAAAUACUAGAAGCCUCAUGGUUUACAAGACGCUGGGUCCUUCAGGAACUACACAACUCUGGACAAUGCUGCUUUCGAAUUGGUGCACACCAAGUGACUCCCGAGAUUGUCCUUGGUGGUCUAUACCGCGUCAUGAUGUACGACCAGUUCCGUUAUGCACUUAAUCAUGAACAAAGCCGGGUUGAUAACCACAUUAUUCCCAUGGUCCAGAUGAUGCGAGCCGUCAUCAGAUCCUCGCGACCGAUUUUUGCGAUUAUUGGAUGCUUCGAAGAUCCUCCAAGCCAUCGGGUUGACUACGAAAAGAAAAUGCCCCAGAUACUCAUGGACAUUGCAACGUCCGAACCUGAUCAUGAGAAAGGGAUCGAAGCACUGUUUCGGGGUUUCUGCUACAUUGACACGCUCUGCGAUUACCCUGAUGUGCCGUCUUGGAUCCCAAGUUGGCAAAUUUCAAGUCCAUACUUUAGUCCGCUAGAUAACAAAAUGUUCGACGACGGCGUAGAUGUCGAGCAGUCUUCGAUCAUCGUCUCCGGUAAAGUACUGCGAUCAGGCGCGAUUGUCUUCGACCGCAUUGAUACCACGGCGGAUUUGUGUGUUGGCUUCGAAGUGGUGCGCCCGUGGGCAGGACAGGAUCACGCUUCUCAAGAGAAAGAACAAACACUGGCUACGCAUACCAGAUGCAAUUGGCUCAUGGAAUGCAAAAGUAUUGCUCAAGCUGCUGGUGGGGAAUCAAACCGAGACCUUGGCCAGUUUCUCGACUGUCUCCUUGACCACAGCUACAGCGAGGAUGGACUAUCGCGAGAUGACAUAAUCAGAUUGUACGAGGGUAACAUGCAGACCUUUGCAAUGCGUUUCGCACGAGAAGAAUGCAGUGAACCUCGCGAGCUGGUCCAGCGAUUCAAACAUCAUUGUUGUAGGUUAGGUGUUGAGGCGCCAGAGUUGCAUGGGAAAGCCGACAUGUCCCAGAUACGCAAGUAUCACAACAAGCUAGCCGAGUCAGCGAUAGCCUUCAAGGAGUUAACUGCGGCAGUAACGCUGGGCCGUCGAUUUUUUGCAAGUAAGGGUGGUAAGAUCGGGUGGAGCCCCCAAUCAGCUCGGCCAGGCGAUGAAAUAUGUGUGUUCUUUGGCUGUACGAUGCCAUUCGUUGUUCGGAGGGUCGAAGAUCGGACUAAACAGGACAACAGAUAUCGACUUGUUGGAGCUUGUUACAUGGAUGGAUUCAUGGAUGGUGAGGUCUUUCUGGACGAGGCAUUGGAGCGUACAAUUAUAGAGCUAAUCUGA
Molecule: messenger RNA, 1998 nt
Organism: Endocarpon pusillum Z07020
Lineage: Eukaryota; Fungi; Ascomycota; Eurotiomycetes; Verrucariales; Verrucariaceae
Exons: 2
Coding region: 1-1998 (665 amino acids)
Source: RefSeq, a predicted model, not a curated record